CACCCACCAUCUGUUUUCUUUUCUCCAAAGCCAAGUCGCAGCCUAAAGGUAUUGAUUUAGAGGCUUCGGGGAAUAUUAACGGCUUGCCAGUAAUCGAGGUGGAUUUAGAAUCGUUUGAAGACAAACCGUGGAGGAAACCAGGUGCCGACCUUUCCGAUUAUUUCAACUAUGGAUUCAACGAGGAAACCUGGAAAGCUUAUUGUGAGAAGCAGCGCCGGCUUCAGCUGGGCCUGGAGCCUCCGGUCUCCACCUCCACUGAAAACAAGAUCACGGUUCAACAAGGAAGAACUGGCAACGCCGAGAAGGAACCUGAGAACAACAUCAUCAAGAUGGAUUUUAAAACUGAUUUUGUUGCCCUCGUUGGCGGAAGGAUAAAAGCGGGGCCUCCUCCAAACAGGAAACUGGGAGGGACAAUCGACGUGAUUGGUGGACAGGCUGGCACCAUCCGGAGGGUAGAAGGAAGGCGGCGUGACAAACACGCUUCUGAAGAAAAUCCCAUUCAGGUACUUGGAGACCAUGGGAGCAAAACCCAGCCUGCUCAGCCCCCUCAGCAGCAGCAGCCCUUUGUGCCCCCGGCAGGCCCACCUCCGGCGUUAAGUGGGCCCCCUCCCCACUUUCUCCAUCCUCCGCCGCCACCAGUGGCCUCUGUCCCACCUCCCCUCCAUCCUCCAG
Pseudonaja textilis is the source of this 672-nucleotide messenger RNA. Lineage: Eukaryota; Metazoa; Chordata; Lepidosauria; Squamata; Elapidae. The record is from RefSeq and is a predicted model, not a curated record.